AUGACUAGCCAGAGAAAGUCGCGCGUCUUUCGGGUGACAGGCCUGUCGAGGGAACAGCCCGACGGGGAUCUCAAGACCGCAUUGCAAGGGGUACUCGACGACAACUUUACCCACGACGAGAGAUCGCAGGUCAAGGCCGAGAUAACAAUCGUGCCUUCAUGCUAUGAAAGUGACACGCAGAGAGUGGCGCUAGUGCAAUUUCGCGGUGGAGUGCCUCAAUUCCUGCAGGAGCUAAGAAUCAACCCUCUUGGCGACUGGCAGGUUAAGAUGGGAGAGGAUGACAUCAACUUUGACUGCCACUUCUUUGGAUUUACGCAGCUCUACGCGCCGGACGAGAAUGAGCCAGUGGCUGCCGACAUCAUUGCGAUCGCCGGGUUGGACGGACAUACGUAUGGAUCAUGGUAG
This is a messenger RNA of Penicillium brasilianum, 405 nucleotides long. NCBI's taxonomy places the organism in Eukaryota, Fungi, Ascomycota, Eurotiomycetes, Eurotiales, Aspergillaceae. The record is from the annotation of a GenBank genome assembly.